AAUAAAGGCUUUAUUUAACCCUUUAUUUUUCAAAAUGGCUGAUUCCCCAGAGGUACUUCAGGGCUAUUUGGAAAAAGCAGAGUUAGUUGCUCGCAAAGCAUCAGAGAUAGUAGAUGAAGCCUUAAGCAAAGGAGAGAGACGAGAUGCUAGCAUCAAAGGAAUCAAUACAUCUGAUUUGGUGACAGAGACUGAUCUUGCAGUAGAGAAAUUUGUAUUUGAAGAAUUGAGAAACUAUUAUCCUGACCACAAAUUCAUUGGUGAAGAGUCUGUUUCAUCGGGUGGGGGCUCCUGUACACUCACUGAUACUCCCACGUGGAUAAUUGAUCCAAUUGAUGGUACUAGUAACUUUGUACAUGGUUUCCCAUUUUCUGUCAUAUCAAUUGGUCUUGCUGUCAACAAAGAACUUGUGGUAGGUGUGGCUUAUAAUUUCUUUCAGCGUCAAAUGUAUACAGCAAGAAAAGGAGGAGGAGCUUUCUUGAAUGGCAAACGUAUCAGUGUGUCGAAUGUUACUGAGCUCAAUAAAUCAAUAGUUAUCACUGAUUAUGGCAGUACAAGACAGGAUUUUGAAUUUAUUCCAAAAGUUGAAAUGAUGAAAGCGCUAGCUGGAGACCCAGGGCAUGUACAUGGUAUACGGACUCUUGGCUCAGCAGUUGCUAGUCUGUGUAUGGUUGCCAGUGGUAGAGCUGAAGCUUAUUUUGAAUAUGGUGUUCAUUGCUGGGACAUUGCAGCUGGGGCUGUUAUUGUUCGUGAAGCUGGAGGAAUAGCUAUUUAUCCUACUGGGAGUGAACUGGAUAUAAUGGGAAGAGGGAUAUUGGUUGCUGCUAAUGUUGAACUAGCAAAGUCUAUUGUUCCUAUUCUGAAGCACAUAGACUAUCCAAGAGAUUAGAGUAUUUUAAGUUUUAACCUCAUUAUUAUUCAUGAUAGUUAA
This is a messenger RNA of Amphimedon queenslandica, 928 nucleotides long. RefSeq names its product inositol monophosphatase 1-like. Gene Ontology annotation, biological process: phosphatidylinositol phosphate biosynthetic process; inositol metabolic process; signal transduction. Gene Ontology annotation, molecular function: inositol monophosphate 1-phosphatase activity. Bases 35 to 886 code for a protein of 283 amino acids. Lineage: Eukaryota; Metazoa; Porifera; Demospongiae; Haplosclerida; Niphatidae. The transcript has 7 exons. The record is from RefSeq and is a predicted model, not a curated record.